Mya arenaria is the source of this 704-nucleotide messenger RNA. RefSeq lists its product as uncharacterized. Gene Ontology annotation, biological process: homophilic cell-cell adhesion. The coding region runs from base 110 to 571 and encodes 153 amino acids. The transcript has 3 exons. Gene Ontology annotation, cellular component: membrane. Lineage: Eukaryota; Metazoa; Mollusca; Bivalvia; Myida; Myidae. Gene Ontology annotation, molecular function: calcium ion binding. The record is from RefSeq and is a predicted model, not a curated record.
AGUACAUCAGCUCCACACUGACCAACGGGUUUGCCCAAUUUCUAGUCAGCCCCACUGAUGGAAGCAUCUGCAUCAGCCAGCCUCUCACCAGGAUUAAUGUGCCAGCUGCAUGUUGUUGCUACAGACCAGGCCUUGCAGCCAAAGUCAGCUACAGCGACUGUGUACAUCACCAUCAUCCGCAACCAGCAUGCUCCAAUCUUUACCAACCAAGAGGGAUUCACCUGACUACUGGGCUUUUGGUAGAGACCUCUUCCAGGCGACGGCCAUCGAUGAUGACCCCGACGUUGUGCUGAGUCGAAACACUCAUAAUGCUGAAUUUGACUACUUGAUCGACCCAGAUGAAUUGUAUGCUGCACAGUUUUUCGGAAUCAACAAAGAUGGUAUUCUCUAUGUAAAAGCCAACAUCCAGGAGGCUGACAAGAGAGAGGACUUCAAGUUUUACAUAGUUGCUGUUGACUGCAGCUGGAAUCCUCGUAGUAACCGAGCCCUCGUUACGAUCUCUGUGAAAUACUCAAGUAUCAGACAGGAGCUUGGAUUUUCCCGGCCUGAGUACAACCUCAAGAUUGUUUAGUUGAACGUCAACAGCAACAGCAACCCGACCGUCCUCACAUCACUAGAUGUAACCAACACUCGCAUUGAUGGAAAGGCUGGCUCUUACAUCUCUUAUUAUUUUUCGUGUUUAUAUGCUGUACAAAUCUAGUCAA